UUCUGUGAUGCCAGUUGCAGCACUGUGGAUUGAUAAGUAACAUGCAGAUUUAAUUGCACAACCUGGGGAGAAAGCAGUAGGAGUGCUACUUCUUUUCAGCUGCCUAAGUGGACAGAAGUACAGUGUCAUCUAUCUGCAAGGGAAGAUCCUUCAACAGAAUUUUACAGCUAAUAAUAGAGACAACAUAGCAUCAUCCACCUUCCUGGUUUACUGUGUAUCACCUUCCAAGACAGAUGGUCUGUCAGAAGCUGGAGGAUGCCCGCAGAGCACAUAAUAAUGAAGUAGUGAAUUGAUACUGCUGCUGCAGCCUAAUUGUCAGGAUCACAGCCGACAGAACUGUGCUGCCCUUUUUCUGCUCUCUUAAUCAGGCCAAGAGCAGCAGGGUGGUCAUGGCUGGCCUCUUUAAAAACCUGCUAGUACUGUUUUUUGUUUUUCAAAACACCUGUUUGGGUUUCAGAAGCCCACUUUCUGUCUUCAAGAGGUACAAAGACACUACCAGAUCUUUUUCCAGUGAAUGCCUUGGAAGUGACCAGCCAGUAAUUUCACUUGGUCUGUCAGAUUUUGCAUUGGACAUUCGCAUGCCUGGUGUGACACCUAAGCAGUCCGAUACCUACCUCUGCAUGUCAGUUCCCCUGCCAGUGGAUGAUGAAGCUUAUGUAGUUGACUUUAAGCCUCAUGCCAGCAUGGACACUGUCCAUCACAUGUUGCUCUUUGGAUGUAAUGAACCCAGUUCUACUGAAAAUUACUGGGACUGUGAUGAAGGAACAUGCAAAGACAAAUCUAAUAUUUUGUAUGCUUGGGCAAGAAAUGCUCCACCCACCAGGCUACCCGAAGGUGUUGGAUUCAGAGUUGGAGGAGAAACAGGUGGUAGAUUUUUUGUGCUCCAGGUGCACUAUGGAGAUAUUAGUGCAUUUAGAGACAAACACAAGGACUGCUCUGGUGUAACUUUACAUCUGACACAUCAGAAGCAGCCUUUGAUUGCCGGAAUGUAUCUUAUGAUGUCUGUGAACACUGUAAUACCGCCAGGCGAGAAAGCUGUUGAUGCAGACAUUGCCUGCCAUUACAAAAGGUUUCCAAUGCACCUUUUUGCCUACAGAGUUCAUACACACAGAUUAGGUAAAGUAGUGAGUGGAUACAGAGUGAGAAAUGGUCAAUGGACAUUGAUUGGUAGACAGAGUCCACAACUACCACAGGCAUUCUAUCCAGUAGAACGUCCUGUGGAAGUUAGCUAUGAUGAUACCCUAGCAGCUAGAUGUGUUUUCAGUGGUGAAGGCAGAACUACAGAGACGCACAUAGGGGGAACAGCCAAUGAUGAGAUGUGUAAUUUUUACAUUAUGUACUAUAUGGAAGCCAAGCAUGCAGUUUCAUAUAUGACCUGCACACAGAAUGCAAACCCUGAGUUGUUCAGAAAUAUACCACAGGAGGCAAAUGUCCCUAUUCAAAUCAUGUCUGAUAUGCUCAAGAUGACACAUGGACACCAUGAAGAAACCAAGGACAGUGAUAAAAGUUCUUUGCUGAAGCAAGCGAAAAAAGAAGAGAUUUUGGAGCAGAGCGAUUUCUAUUCACUCCUUUCCAAGCUGCUAGGAGAAAGGGAAGAUGUUGUGCAUGUGUAUAAGCAUAACCCUACAGAAAAGGCAGAAUCAGAUCUUGUAGCUGAGAUUGCUAAUGUAGUCCAAAAGAAGGACCUUGCCAGAGAGAUCACAAAUCAUGACGAGAGGGACAGUACUAAUCUUGUCAGAGACAGAAUUCAGUCUGAACAUGGUGAGGAAAACUGGGAAAAAGAACAUGCAGGAGAUUUUCACAUAGAAGAAGCUGUGGAGUGGCCUGGGUUAGACCUCAAACUUGGCCAAGUUUCUGGGUUGGCUCUGGAUGCUGAAAAUAACCUAGUUAUCUUCCACAGAGGCGACCAUGUUUGGGAUGAAAAUUCUUUUGACAACACAUUUGUUUAUCAACAAAGAGGACUUGGACCAAUUGAACAGAACACAAUUCUUGUCCUGCAUCCAAGUAAUGCAAAACUGCUUCAUUCCUUGGGCAAAAGCCUAUUUUAUUUACCACAUGGUUUGAGCAUAGAUAAAAAUGGUAACUACUGGGUCACUGAUGUAGCUCUCCAUCAGGUUCUCAAACUGGGACCAAAUGAGAAAGAACCGUUACUGACCUUAGGAGUCGCUUUGCAACCGGGCAGUGACAAAAAUCAUUUCUGUCAACCAACUGAUGUGGCCGUGGAUCCAAACACCGGCAGCAUUUAUGUCUCUGACGGCUACUGUAACAGUCGAAUCAUUCAGUUCUCUCCAAAUGGACUAUACCUGAUGCAGUGGGGAGAAGGUACAGAGACUUCUUUAGGCAGAGACAAACCUGGACAGUUCCAUAUCCCUCACAGCUUAGCCCUGAUCCCUGACUUCAGUCAGCUGUGCGUUGCCGACAGGGAAAAUGGUCGAAUUCAGUGCUUCAGGUUAGAGACUGGGGAGUUCAUAAGAGAGAUCAAGCACAAAUCAUUUGGAAGAGAGUUGUUUGCAGUUUCCUAUGUUCCAGGUCUCCUCUUUGCAGUUAAUGGAAUGCCUUACCCUGGAGAGGCAGAACCAGUACAAGGAUUUGUGAUGAACUUCUCUACUGGAGAAAUAACUGAUACUUUUAUUCCACUUAGAAAGAGCUUUGAGAUGCCACAUGACAUUGUUGCUUCAGAAGAUAAAACAGUAUUUGUUGGAGAUGUUCAUGCCAAAGCAGUGUGGAAGUUUGCAUCCACAGAAAAAAUGGAACAUCGGUCAGUUAAAAAGGCUGGUAUUGAGGUACAGGAAAUAAAAGAAUCAGGAACAAUUGUAGAAGGCAGAUUGAAAAACAACCCAGAAUCAACGGACCCUGUAAAGAAGCAGGAAAAACAACAUUUAGUCCAGCAACACACCAGCACUGGAAUUUCAUUUGUUCUUAUUACAACUCUUCUAAUUAUCCCUGUUGUUGUUCUGCUGGCAAUUUUAUUAUUUAUUCGGUGGAGGAAGACAACUGUCUAUAGAGGUGAUGGAGAACACAAACUUGAUUCAAGUUCAGGAAGAAUUUUAGGCAGAGUUAGAGGGAAAGGCAGUGGUGGCCUUAACCUUGGGAACUUUUUUGCAAGUCACAAGAGCUACAGUCGAAAAGGUUUUGACCGAGUGAGCACUGAAGGCAGUGAUCAAGAAAAAGAUGAAGGUGAAGGCACAGAUUCAGAGGAAGAGUGUUCAGCACCUCCAACUCCACCAGCACCUUCAUCCUUCUGAAACCAGCCUUUAAGUUCUCCAUUAUACGAUCCAACCCAAAAAGUCAUAUUCCUUUUCCCUUAAGCACGUUUAAGAUUUUGUGUAUUUAAUUGUAAACUGUACUAGUCUAUGUGGGGCUGUACACUGGUUCCUUUAGUUUUUGUUCGGUUUUAGUUCUGUUUUUUAGGCAGAGGAGUGUAGGAAAGUUCUGUAUCAGUGCUGUUGUUUUUUAUGUGAGCAUCUUAAUACGGACAAGUCUUCUAAUUGCAGCACUGAUUUAAAGCAGUAGUAUUUUCUCAUUUUAAACUGGGGAUCUUGUAAAUAAGUCAUACUAUCUACUUCAGCAAAAUACUUUUCCUGUAACUAUUCAGUUGCCAAUUUCUGUUUUGUGCCUUUCCUCUUCAAUGUCCUUAACCUGUUGCAGUACAGAGAAAAUACAGUGCCACAAGAAAAUAAAGCUGCUAAAUCUUCUUCUAUUUUUUUAAAAUCACUAACAUUAUAUUGCAUUGAAGGAAAGAAAAAAGUCUCUAUUUAAUUUUUUUUCUUCUUCCAAACUUGAUGUGUUUCUGGGAUGUCUUAUUUUUAGAUGGUAUCACUGUUAGAACACUAUUUUCAGAAGCUGAAUGUAAUUUGUGUAAUAAAGUAUUUGCAAAGCAUUA
Molecule: messenger RNA, 3883 nt
Organism: Pezoporus flaviventris
Lineage: Eukaryota; Metazoa; Chordata; Aves; Psittaciformes; Psittacidae
Gene: PAM
Product: peptidylglycine alpha-amidating monooxygenase
Exons: 25
Coding region: 390-3245 (951 amino acids)
Biological process (GO): peptide metabolic process
Cellular component (GO): extracellular region; membrane
Molecular function (GO): peptidylglycine monooxygenase activity; protein binding; copper ion binding
Source: RefSeq, a predicted model, not a curated record